Phanerochaete carnosa HHB-10118-sp is the source of this 1881-nucleotide messenger RNA. RefSeq lists its product as uncharacterized. Bases 1 to 1644 code for a protein of 547 amino acids. The transcript has 6 exons. NCBI's taxonomy places the organism in Eukaryota, Fungi, Basidiomycota, Agaricomycetes, Polyporales, Phanerochaetaceae. The record is from RefSeq and is a predicted model, not a curated record.
AUGAAAACGGUUGCAGAAAAUCCCAUCGAAAAUCGCUCACAGGCGGCCAAGAUAUACGAAGACCUCUCCGAGAAGGCCCACCUCCCCCGUCGUCGCGAUCUCUCAUUUUAUUUCGUCCUAAUUAUUGCGGUAUUACCUGUUUGGUCCGCCGUACCUCUAUCCUGGGCAUUUGUGGUCUACUCACUGUACUCGGGCAACGUCUGGUCGCUCACCUGGAAGGGUCAGAUUCUCUUCGCGAUCGGGCUCGUAGAGGUCUUCUUCAGUGUUUAUCACUAUCAUUUAUCCAGAUGCAUUACCGAAGCGGGCCCAAACGGCGCGGGCAGCAUCAGUGAACUGCAGGCGGCUUUUAAGCGAGUGCUGCAGUCCGGUAUGGCAGACCUCCCUGAGUACGGUUACGACGAGGAGGACGUCGGCCGCCCAGGGAGCCCGGAGGAAGACCUGAUCGCCCUCGAGCGCGAUGACUCGCGCGCAGUUGACUUUCGUGACUACCUACGAACGUGGUUUGGCAAGGUUCCUUGGUCGCAUAUUCACCGCGAUGAAAUGUUCGCUUGGCUGUACUGGUCGAUAUACAACGCUCCAUUUACUUCCUUUGAAGCACUCCCGUUCGUACAGCAGAAGGUGCUGCUCGAUGUCCUCCAGAUGAUCGAAAAGCGUGCAGGUUCGCCCAUCCCAGAAGGAUCCAAUCCAGAAGCGAGACCCCAUCUCCUGACACUUGAUCCGGUCUCUGUGGCCUGGAGGCCGUUCAUGUGGUAUGCUGGUGUCGCUCUCAGCAACUAUUACCACCGCCGACGAUAUGAAGCCCAGUGGAACGCUGCGGUGGUUACCUAUAAAGGCCUGGAUUACAUUGUGCGCGUUCCCCACGGAUGGUCUGUGCAAAAGGGACCGCGACCCGUAGUCUUCUUGCACGGUCUCGGCCUUGGCUUGACGCAGUACAAGAUGUUCCUACCCAACCUAUUCCGCGCGCUUAAGGAUCGCCCCGUCCUCAUUCUCUUGCAGCCACACGUCAGCCAAGAAAUCUUUCAUCCGAACUUCUUCAAGCCGAUGAAUAGACAUCAGACCGCGGACUUACUUGUGGAGCUUUUGGAAGAGCUCGGAUGGGUGCAGAGGAGAAGUGAGGAUUCGGCCGCCUCCGUGUCAGAAGAAACGAACAGCGUCACGGUUUUCAGUCACUCCAACGGAUCCUUCAUUCAUGCCUGGCUACUGAAGUCGUAUCCCGAAUUGGUGUCACGCUCGUGUUUCGUUGACCCUGUCACCUUCUGCUCAUGGGAAGGAGAUCUCUGCUACAACUUCAUUUAUCGGCGUUCCACUAACGGACUUGAGCUGCUCAUGAAGUACUUCGUCGGAAUGGAGCUUGGUGUCGCAAAUUUCUUGCAACGGCACUUUGACUGGAACGCCAACGCCUUGUGGUACGAGCAGAUUCCGAAUGCGAGGGACCCCUCCAAGACCAUGUUCUUCAUCGGAGGUAGAGAUGCGAUCGUAGAUGCUUCGCGUGUCAAGCGUUACCUGACCUCGCAUGGCAUCCGCAAGGGCCUGUGGUACGAUCCAGAAGGAAUACAUGGCCAGGCACUCCUUUCGGGCGGUGCAGGGCAUGCUGCCAUCAUUCGCUGGCUGCGUGAACCAGACUCUAAUCUGACUUCACCGUGACUUGCAUUCGUUUGGAACUCGCGACAUAGACCGUGCUCAUCAUAUGUGCAAACUGAUUCUGUGGGCGACGUCCAUAUAUCCACUAAAGGCCUUGAUAAUCAUUAUCAUUGAUGAUAGGUGUAGUAUAUAGUUGAUUUAGUACGAUACCCACUGUGGAUUCCGUUCUUGAUAGUCAUACUUCGCUUAAUUUAUAACUGAAGGUUCGAAGCGUGUGUCUCCGGCGAAUGUUAAUGGGCG